AUGUUCAACUGGAAUCCAAAUGCGAAUGAAAAAUAUAGUAGUGGUGAUAAAACAUCUUCAUGGAGUUGGGUUUUAAAUGAUAAGCGUGGAGGUGGCAGAAUAUUCAACCCAUACUUGAUUGACUUUAAUGGUAGAAUGCUGGAGUGGAACUUCGACCUGAAUGAAAAAAGAAGUGAUGGAAAAAUUUUCAAUUAUGCUUACGAAAGACAACAGAAUCGUGAGAAAAUUAGAGGAAUUGAUCCACAAAAACUUGCACUUUCAUUGAACUUUUAUUCCAACAAGGCAUUGAAUUUGCUGGACGGUUAUCCUAAACCUUGGCAGUCAGAAAAACGAGCUGGAGCUCGUCCAUUUCCGGUUGAGCCAAUUUUUAUCUGA
Messenger RNA from Dracunculus medinensis (Guinea worm), 375 nucleotides. The record is from the annotation of a GenBank genome assembly. NCBI's taxonomy places the organism in Eukaryota, Metazoa, Nematoda, Chromadorea, Rhabditida, Dracunculidae.